Molecule: messenger RNA, 3123 nt
Organism: Armigeres subalbatus
Lineage: Eukaryota; Metazoa; Arthropoda; Insecta; Diptera; Culicidae
Exons: 3
Coding region: 1-3123 (1040 amino acids)
Biological process (GO): DNA integration
Molecular function (GO): nucleic acid binding
Source: RefSeq, a predicted model, not a curated record
AUGAAAAAGUCGACCUCCGGGAGGUCGGAUGUAAGCCGCUCCGGGAAGAAAACGAAUGCGGUGCAAACGAACUAUUUGCAUCAGUCCGGUGACGGUGACGAUCGCGGAAGUGCACCAGUGCGGGAGGUGUGCAACGUAGAUGCAAGAUCCGGUAGUGCUCGUUUCCUGUUGGACGUACUAGUGAACGGGAAAAACAUUCGGUUCGAAGUGGACACUGGAUCGCCGGUCAGUAUCGUAAGCGCGAAAUGCAAAGACAGAUAUUUUUCUGGACUACGAAUGCGUGAUUGUAGCACAAAUCUCGUGAGCUACUGCGGAACCAGUAUCGAAGUACUGGGUAUAAUCGACACGCGGGUUCAAUACGGCGGUGGAAAAGUUACGUUACCGUUAUACGUUGUGCAAUCCGAAAAACAUCCACUUCUCGGGCGCGAGUGGUUAAAUACGAUUCCGAUCGACUGGAACACCGUGUUCCACAAUCGCGGCGCGGUGAAUGCGAUUUCGAAUGCUACUCCCUCGCGCACGGCUGCUCUCAAGCAGAUACUGGAAAGAUUUCCGAAAGUGUUCGACGACUCCAUCGGGAAGAUCUGUAGUGUUCAAGCCAGCCUACCGUUGAAGAAGAAUGCCAGGCCGGUGUUUCUGAAGGCGAGGAAGAUUCCAUUCAAUAUACAGAAGACGGUGGAAGAUGAAUUAGACAAGCUUGAAGCAGAAGGUGUGCUAACGAAGGUAAACCAGAGUAACUGGGCUACGCCGAUCGUUCCAGUGAAGAAGUCCCAAGGCCGUGUGAGAAUUUGUGGGGACUAUAAACAAACGGUCAAUCCAAAUCUUCUCGUAGACCGCCAUCCACUGCCUACGGUGGAUGAACUUUUCGCGUCGUUAGCUGGAGGACAGAAAUUUUCCAAAAUUGACCUCGUGCAAGCAUAUUUGCGGCUUGAAGUAGCCCCGGAGGACAGGGAAAUACUUACCUUGAGUACGCAUCGUGGCUUGUAUCGUCCAAACCGACUCAUGUACGGCGUCGCGUCGGCGCCAGCAAUCUGGCAGCGUCAGAUAGAAGUGAUUCUACAGGGAAUCGAGGGAGUGCGAGUGUUUCUCGACGAUAUAAAGGUCACGGGACCGAGCGAUGAAGUGCAUCUUCGGCGUUUAGAAGAGGUUCUCCUGAGGCUAGACCAACAUGGUAUUCGAGUAAAUAAAGAGAAGUGCGUAUUCUUUGCGGAGCAGAUCGACUAUUGCGGAUAUGCCAUCGAUAAGGAAGGAAUCCAUAAGAUGCAAGAGAAGAUUACAGCGAUUCAAGACAUGCGUCAGCCCAAGAACAAGGACGAAGUCCGGUCGUUCGUUGGCCUGAUUAACUACUACGGAAGAUUCUUUGAGAACCUCAGUACGGUUCUUUAUCCUUUGAACAACCUUCUGAAAAAUGAUGUGCCGUUCAAGUGGACAAGGCAGUGCGAAGUAUCAUUCAGAACCGUGAAGAAACAAAUGCAGUCGAAUAGUUGUCUUGUUCAUUAUUCGCCGGAACUACCGUUGCUUCUUGCAACCGAUGCGUCACCCUAUGGUGUUGGUGCGGCGCUUAGUCACCUAAUGCCGGACGGAACGGAGCGUCCGAUACAAUUUGCUUCUCAAACGCUCAACCGAGUUCAACAAAAGUACAUGCAAGUUGACAAGGAAGCUUAUGCCAUCAUUUUCGGCGUCAAAAAGUUCUUCCAAUUCUUGUACGGCCGGAAGUUCACGCUUAUCACUGACAACCAAGCAAUAUCCAAAAUAUUUGGAGAACACAAGGGGCUGCCGGUAAUGUCCGCCAUUCGAAUGCAACACUAUGCAACAUACCUGCAGUCGUUCGACUAUGAGAUCCGUUUCAGGAAGUCUUCUGACCAUGCUAAUGCAGAUGCAAUGUCCCGAAUUCCUCUGGAUGAAGCGGAUCCGGACAAUUUGAUGGAGGAAGCUGAUGUCAUCGAGUUGAACCAAAUUGAAACACUGCCGCUGACUGCUGCAGAACUUGCCCAGGCCACAGCUGAAGAUAAGACGGUGCGGAAUAUCAUCCAAGGGUUCAAGUAUGGACAACCAGUGGAUGGUAAGGAACGUUUCGGAGUGGAUCAGACCGAGUUCUCACUCCAGAAAAGUUGUUUGCUACGCGGUAUACGGGUCUAUGUUCCACCUGUGUUACGAAGAAGAGUGCUGGAAGAAUUGCAUUGUACCCAUUCCGGUACGACACGAACAAAGUCCUUAGCCAGAGCCUAUUGCUGGUGGGUAGGAAUGGAUCACGAUAUAGAGGAGAUGAUGUCCAACUGUGCCGAGUGUCAAUCGGUCCGACCUCAUCCAAUAAAAACCAGAAUGCAUUGCUGGGAAACGGUGACGAUGCCCAAGUGGCCGGAGAUUAAAGUGUGCAAGUCUACUACUGCGGAGAGUACGGUGAAGAUGUGUCGAGAAAUAUUCGCUACAUUCGGAAUUCCGUCGGUGCUAGUUAGCGAUCACGGAGUGCAAUUCACUUCGGAGGCGUUCCAACAGUUUUUGCGGAUGAACGGCGUAGUGCACAAAAUGGGAGCUCCGUAUCAUCCAUCGACGAAUGGGCAAGCGGAACGCUACGUGCAGACUUUCAAACAAAAGCUGAAAGCUAUGAAGUGCCCGAAAUCCGAAUUCAACAUGGAGAUCUCGAACAUCCUGCUGACAUACCGGAAGAUGCUGCAUCCUUCCACAGGUCAAUCGCCGUCCAUGCUGAUGUUCGGCCGUCAAAUCCGGUCGAGAAUCGACCUCAUGCUACCGAAGAACGAGCCGACGUCUACGAAGGAUAUUGCAGUACGACUGUUCAAGGACGGAGACCGCGUUCGUGUGCGAGACUUCCUUUCGCGAGACAAGUGGAAGUUCGGGAAAAUCGUGGAGAAAGCUGGUAAACUGCGGUACCUGGUCCGCCUAGAUGACGGAAGAGUUUGGGAACGCCACAUUGACCACAUCGCUGGAGUAGGUGCGCAUUUGCGUGAAGAAUUGGUGAACACUCCUAGGGAGGAGGUGAACACUGAACGAAUGGCCUUUACAGUUCCUGUUUCUGCUCCGGUGGCAACUGCUAUCGAGUCUGCUGGUGAAGUGGCUGUUGCCGCCCUCGAGUUCUGCGGCGACCAGGACGCCCCAAUCAGCAAAUAG